AUGCCUAGGCCGGGGAAGAGCUCCUACAGCGACCAGAAGCCCCCCUACUCCUACAUCUCCCUGACGGCCAUGGCCAUUCAGCACUCGGCCGAGAAGAUGCUGCCCCUGAGCGACAUCUACAAGUUCAUCAUGGAGCGGUUCCCCUACUAUCGGGAGCACACGCAGCGCUGGCAGAACUCCCUCCGCCACAACCUCUCCUUCAACGACUGCUUCAUCAAGAUCCCGCGCCGCCCCGACCAGCCGGGCAAGGGCAGCUUCUGGGCGCUGCACCCGGACUGCGGGGACAUGUUCGAGAACGGCAGCUUCCUGCGACGCCGCAAGCGCUUCAAGGUGCUACGCCCCGAGCAUCACCUGCCCGGCGGCGGGGCGGGCGGCGCGGGGGGCGGCUCCGGCAAGCUCCCGGCGCCCGCUCCGCACAUGCUGCACUACUUCCACCCGCACCCGCCGCCUCCGCCCCCUGGAAAGGUGCCGGCGCUGCCGGGCUCCGAGGCUGCCGUGGCCGCCGCCGCCGCCGUGGGCAGGCUGCCGCAGUUCUCGUCCUACGGGAGCAGCCAGCCCUCGGGCUUCAAGCACCCCUUCGCCAUCGAGAACAUCAUCGGCAGAGAUUACAAGGGUGUGCUGCAGGCCGGCGGGCUGCCACUUGCCUCGGUGAUGCACCACCUGGGCUACCCGGUGCCCGGCCAGCUGGGCGGCGUGGUGAGCUCCGUGUGGCCGCACGUGGGGGUGAUGGACUCGGUGGCCGGCGUGCCCGUGUCCCACGACUACGGACCCUUCGGCGUACCCGUGAAGGCGCUCUGCCACCCGCCGGCACAGACCAUGCCCGCCGUGCCGGUGCCCAUCAAGCCGGCGAUGCCCGCCGCCUCGGAUAUCCCCGCUCUGACCGUCGCCGCCCCGCAGAUCUGCCCCGCCGCCUCCCCCGCCGCGGCGCUGCUGGAGCAGGCGGCGAGCGGCGCCCCCGAGGGCAAGGGCUCCCUCCACUCCGUCCUGGUGCACUCCUAA
Molecule: messenger RNA, 999 nt
Organism: Cuculus canorus (common cuckoo)
Lineage: Eukaryota; Metazoa; Chordata; Aves; Cuculiformes; Cuculidae
Gene: FOXB2
Product: forkhead box B2
Exons: 1
Coding region: 1-999 (332 amino acids)
Biological process (GO): anatomical structure morphogenesis; cell differentiation; regulation of transcription by RNA polymerase II
Molecular function (GO): DNA-binding transcription factor activity, RNA polymerase II-specific; RNA polymerase II cis-regulatory region sequence-specific DNA binding
Source: RefSeq, a predicted model, not a curated record